Messenger RNA from Sphenostylis stenocarpa, 1059 nucleotides. NCBI's taxonomy places the organism in Eukaryota, Viridiplantae, Streptophyta, Magnoliopsida, Fabales, Fabaceae. The record is from the annotation of a GenBank genome assembly.
AUGGCUUCUAGAAAUUUGCCAACAGAACUAAGUGUUGGUGGUGGCAUCUGGAAGCACAGCCAUUCAAUGGAAUUCUUGGACCUGUUCUUGGUGGCUCUCGUGCCUGUGCUGGAGACACUCUUCAUCACUCUCCUUGGAUUACUAAUUGCAACCCAACGAUUGAAUCUCCUACGAACCGUUGAAUCAAGGAAUUGUUUGAAUAAGCUUGUCUUCUACAUUUUCUGUCCGGCGCUCAUAGUUGCGGAUUUGGCCGAAACGAUCACGUUCCAACGGUUGAUUGAAACGUGGUUUAUGGUGGUCAAUAUAUUUUUAACGAUAGUGGUUGGCUCCAUUCUCGGUUGGAUCCUAAAUAAAAUCGCCAGAACGCCUCAUCACCUGCGUGGCCUUGUUAAUGGUUUAUGCGGUGCUGGAAAUUUGGGGAAUAUGCCUCUUAUCAUUGUCCCAGCAGUUUGUGAGCAGAACAGCAGUAUAUUUGGAGAUUCAUCCACAUGCUCUGCAUAUGGAGACGCUUAUGCAGCAGUUUCUGCGGGACUAAGUUCAGUUUUUAUAUGGACAUAUUUGUUUAUCGUCAUGGGGGUAAGUACAGAUAAGAAUACUGAAAAUAAGAAUACCAGUGAAACCAUGACCAAUGCAACAUAUUCUACUGAAACCCUGGAAAGAUUUCCGGUAAAUAUCACACAAUCAUUGCUUACUUCAACGGACUCUGAGGAUGCCAAUCUGGAAUUAUAUUAUAAGUCCAAUUACGAAAUGGAUGGGCUAUGUCAAGCUGGAAAGAUUCUUUACACCAUUAACAUUUGCAGUGGUAAACAUUGUGAUAUUAUUGGAUUAGCCAUUGGAGCAAUUUCUCCAAUUCAAAAGCUCAUGGUUGGUGAUAGUGCUCCUCUUCGUUUUGUUCUUAUGCUUCAGUAUGCGCUUCCACCUGCUGCAAUCAUAGGUACCGUUGUCCAGAUGUUAGGGGUAGGUGAGAGUGAAUGUUCUCUUAUCAUGAUAUGGACAUACGCCAUUGCUACACUUACUCUCACCCUGUGGUGCACUUUCUUCAUGUGGAUAUUACAAUGA